This is a messenger RNA of Stegostoma tigrinum, 1025 nucleotides long. Its product is annotated as histone H1-like. The transcript has 2 exons. The record is from RefSeq and is a predicted model, not a curated record. Gene Ontology annotation, molecular function: structural constituent of chromatin; protein heterodimerization activity; DNA binding. Lineage: Eukaryota; Metazoa; Chordata; Chondrichthyes; Orectolobiformes; Stegostomatidae. The coding region runs from base 36 to 1004 and encodes 322 amino acids. Gene Ontology annotation, cellular component: nucleosome. Gene Ontology annotation, biological process: nucleosome assembly.
UCUGACAGAGAGAGAUUCAGCGCAGAGUUUCCGACAUGAGCGACAGUGCAGCCGCCGAAACGGCCCCUCCAGCCUCCGCCAGCACCAAACCCAAGCCUCCCAAGAAGAAGAAAGCGGCGGCUCCCAGGAAGAAACCAGCCGGUCCCGGGUUGGGCGAGCGGAUUGUGAAGAUUGUCGAGGAGAACCCCGAUCGGAAGGGGAUGUCUCAGGUCGCUAUAAAGAAGGCGCUGCAGAGAAGCGGGGUCAUUGUGCAGAAGCAAAAUGCACAGAUCAGGAUGGCUAUCAAGAGGUGUCUGGCGAAAGGCUCCCUGGUUCUGGUGAAGGGCCAGGGCAUCUCCGGCUCCUUCAAACUCCCAAAGAAUCCAAUCAAGACAAAAGUGGGAAAGAAGGCGAGACCCGCAGCAGCCGCCAAGAAAGCAGCCGUGAAGAAAACAACGGCCAAGAAGGUGGCAGCCAAGAAAUCCCCAGCCAAGAAAGCAACUGGCAAGAAACCGGCCGGCAAGAAGGCAGCAACGCCGAAGAAAGCGGCGAAGAAAAGCGCUCCGGCCACGGGCGGAGUGAAGAAGCCUCAUCGCGACAGGCCCGGCACGGUGGCUCUGCGGGAGAUCCGCCGCUACCAGAAAUCCACCGAGCUGCUGAUCCGCAAACUGCCGUUCCAGCGCCUGGUGCGGGAGAUCGCUCAGGACUUCAAGACCGACCUGCGCUUCCAGAGCUCGGCCGUGAUGGCCCUGCAGGAGGCCAGCGAGGCUUACCUGGUGGGGCUGUUUGAGGACACCAACCUGUGUGCCAUCCACGCCAAGCGGGUCACCAUCAUGCCCAAAGACAUCCAGCUGGCCCGGCGGGGAGCGUGCCCGGCCCUGCACAUUCACCCCGAGAGACACAACGGCUCUUUUCAGAGCCACUCAACCGUCCAGAGGGAGCAACAAUCUGUCGGCGCUGUUGUUGACUUUGUUACGCGCCCGUGUUUUUUCUACAUUUUACAGUGGCGUCGGCUUUUAUAUUAAAAAAAAUUCAAAUUGGCCGAG